This is a messenger RNA of Chaetomium fimeti, 1668 nucleotides long. RefSeq lists its product as uncharacterized. The record is from RefSeq and is a predicted model, not a curated record. Lineage: Eukaryota; Fungi; Ascomycota; Sordariomycetes; Sordariales; Chaetomiaceae. The coding region runs from base 127 to 1212 and encodes 361 amino acids. The transcript has 2 exons.
AUCAACUUUUCAGUACCCCUGUAGGUGGUAGCCUCGUCCAACACCUUGCAUCUCGAACAAACGGAGAGUUGCUUCGUUCCAUUCCUCGACAAACACCGCCGUCGAGGCCGCAAAACCACCGUAAAAAUGGCGAUACCUUGGGGGACCAUCAAGUCCCUCGUCAUCUUCUUCGGCCCCCUCCUCCUCCCCAAAGCCAUCGGCUACUACCGUCGCGUGCGCGCCGCACCACGUAUCCAUGGCCUCAAAGUCCGCCCUCUCCCCGCGCCCAUCACCCGCGCCAUCGCCAUCCUCCUCGCCGUAGCCGCCGUCUUCCUCGUCCGCACCCUCCCCAUCUUUUCCCCCGAAAACAUCUUCCAAACCACCCAAUCCCGCCUCCAAAUCCCCGCCGACGUGCUCUUCAACCGCCUCUCCGCCCUACGGCCAGGCAACACCCUCACCGCAACCGACCUCGCCCUGCGCGCCAAGUUCGCCUCGCUCGAAUCCCGCCUGCUCUACCUCCAGCACGGCCCGUCCGUGCUGGCCACCUGCCCCUUCUGCACCUCGGACGAGCCGCGCUCCUACCUCUACUACGCCAUCCCGGACAUGCUCGCACCGCACCUCUUCAACCUGCUCAUAAUCGCCUUCGCCACCUCCUCCCUCUUCACCAGCCAAUCCCUGGCAGCCGCAUCCACCAGCCGCUUCCGGUCGGCCGCCUCCCUCGCGGCCGUGGGCUUCGCCUUCCUCGACCUGUACUGGGUAGCCGCGUACAACCACACAGCCAACGCGCGAGCAUUACGGCUCGGCGAGAUCGACGCCUUCUUCUGGACGGCGCGGGCGGUGCGCUACGGCGCCGCCGCGCUGGUGGACGCGCUGCUCGCGCUGCUGCUGUACCUGGCGGCGACGCACCGCGCCUUCGUCACACCGCCGUCGCCGGCCGAUCGGGUGGACAACGUGGCGCGCGCGCUGGGGACCAUUAAAGGGGUGGUUAAUGCCGCUGGGGUGGUCAAGAAUACGGUGCUGCGGGAUGAGGAGCUGCGGGCGCGGAGCAUGUCGUAUUGGGCGCAUGAGGUGCGGCUGAUGCGGGAGAUGAUGGAGGAGCGCGAGGUGGUGGAGGGGGUGAAUGAUGCGUUGCUGAAUCGGAUCGAUAUUCGGGGGAUUGAGAGGGAUGCGGAGGUUUACGCGAAGGCCGUGUUGAUGCCGACGGGGGAGGUGAAGGAAGAGGUCGUUGGUUGACGGUGGAUGUUUGAAUAUGUCUGUUCUAGCGUAUUUUAGACUCGGCGUUUUCGAAUUCAAGUCAUUUCCAGCCUUUUACCGUGUACUUACACAGUAAUCCUUAAUCUUCUUGUACCUGAGGCAUGACUAGUCGAAUAGACAGACUUAUCAACCUCAUAUGCGCAGCGCACUUCUGCAAACUCGCAUCCACAGCAAGAAGUGAAUCCAUGAUAUGAAGCCGAGUUCAAUUCUCUCAGCCACUCUCAGUUCCCCCCGAACCCGAACAGUGCUAUUUAUCUAGCCCGGCCGCCUCCCCGCUCGCAACGCCACUAUAACUAACACCUCUUACUCUAGACACAAUAUCGAUAGAUGCAACGGGCUUUUGAUCCUUCCCACAACCGCAGUCCUGCAUGCCAUAUCUCUAACACCCUAACAUCCCACCACCACCCCCCAACUCAACUAUGCCCCCUCGUAUCC